Messenger RNA from Athalia rosae (coleseed sawfly), 874 nucleotides. RefSeq names its product ankyrin repeat domain-containing protein 39-like. The record is from RefSeq and is a predicted model, not a curated record. Lineage: Eukaryota; Metazoa; Arthropoda; Insecta; Hymenoptera; Athaliidae. Gene Ontology annotation, molecular function: protein binding. Bases 156 to 704 code for a protein of 182 amino acids. The transcript has 3 exons. Gene Ontology annotation, biological process: negative regulation of biosynthetic process.
AUUUUAACUGCGCUUGAAGUUCUCGGUUAUAAAGUUGUUGCCUCAUCGAGCACUAGUGUCAAACAAGACUAUAAUGAGUACAUGUGGACUAUGAGAAAAGACUUUGCCGAGCCUGAACCUGAACCUCCCAUAAAAUCUGUUUCAGGUAGAUUGAGAUGGCGCAUUGUGGUGAAGCGCAUUCUUGCUCAGCUGCGGAAUCGUCGUCAGUUCGGCAAACGCUAGAAGAAAUGGAUUUUGAACGAGGCAUUUGGAGUGCAGCUCAACAAAAUGAUCUUGAUCGUAUCGAUUUUCUUUUGAAAAAAGGAGUCCCUGUGAAUGGAGAAGAUGUGGCUGGCUACACUGCGUUGCAUUAUGCAGCAAGAAACGGUCACCACCUUGUCUGUGAAAAACUGUUAGAAAAUGGAGCCAGAGUGAAUGCAAAAACAAGAUCUGGACAAGCAACUGCAUUGCACAGGGCAGCGAGCCAGGGUCACCUAAAUAUUGUUGAAUUGCUUUUGAUGGCUAGAGCAAAUCCGAAUAUUCAAGAUUCAGAUGGCUGCUUAGCUCUUCAUCGCGCGAUCAAAGCACAUGACGUUAGGGUAUGCAAAGUUUUAAUCCCUCUAACAGAUCUUGGACUUGUCGAUAGUGGAGGAAGAACACCUUUAGAUUUAGCUAAGGAUAAGGGAAUUGAGGAGAUUGUUGAUUUACUACAAAAGAGUCGCUAGAUUUUUAUCUAAAUUGGAAGUUGCACGCUGCAGAUACAGCAAGUUAAUCAUUUCAGGAGGAACACGGUCAAUUUUUUGACCAAAGGAAUUCAACCAUGUUAUCUGAUUUAACAUUGUACUAUUAUGUAAGCCUGAUCCAUGAACGAUUUAAAAUAAACCUUUUAUCACCC